This is a messenger RNA of Monopterus albus (swamp eel), 601 nucleotides long. It is a transcript of the gene uqcr11, whose product is annotated as ubiquinol-cytochrome c reductase, complex III subunit XI. Gene Ontology annotation, biological process: mitochondrial electron transport, ubiquinol to cytochrome c. The transcript is spliced from 3 exons. The record is from RefSeq and is a predicted model, not a curated record. The coding region runs from base 104 to 274 and encodes 56 amino acids. Lineage: Eukaryota; Metazoa; Chordata; Actinopteri; Synbranchiformes; Synbranchidae. Gene Ontology annotation, cellular component: mitochondrial inner membrane.
UGUUCUGUACGCACAUGCGCACAGCAAACCAAAGUCGGAAGUGUUUGUAAGCUUUUAAAGUAGCGCGUCUGGCAUUAGGAGUGGAGGCUAUAUUUUAGGCAAAAUGCUCAGCAAAGUCAUUGGACCGAAAUCUGCUUCUAUUGCUAGAGCCUGGUCCACAUCUAUGUCUUUCUGGGGCACAGUUGGAUUCAUAGGUCUGGUCCACAUCACAGACUGGCGGCUGAUUUUGGAUUAUGUUCCCUACAUCAAUGGCAAAUUUAAGAAGGAUGACUAAAUGACACUCAGGUAUGUGCUGUUUUUGUACACAAAGACCCACUGUAAAUAACGAACAAGAAGCACUGCAGCAGCACUCUGGUCUACCUGUGUGCCAGGCUACUGGAAGCAGUCAUCUUCGUCCUGCAGCUCAGACAACACUGAACUAGUCACCACCAACAUCCUCUGAAAUGCACCAGGAUUUGGCAUUUCAACAUUCCUCCACCAGACAACAUGGAUGGAAGGAAUAUAAAACUUUGCUUUUUCUGCUUAAGUUACUUGAUUUGCAAGUGGAAAAAUCUGUCCUUGUCAUACUCUUGUUUUGAAUCAUUAAAGUAUGUGAGAAUUA